AUGAUCUCCGCAUAUUCACAAGAUCAAUUAUCCAAAUAUCUGACUUACAUCGCCCUACCAACCCAAUACGAAAAAUACAUCGAAAACCCAUCUUCGUUCCCAAAAACCGACGAAGCACUGACAGCACUAUUCCGAUGUCAAAUAACCAGAUUUGCAUACGAUAAUCUCUCGGUGCACUAUUCCGCGACGAAUCUCGCAAACAUCGAGCCUCAGAGCAUUUACGCGAAGUUUUUGGGGCCUCAGGGUACUGAACCCACCGGGCGCGGGGGGACACAUAUUGUGAAUAUCAUUCAACUUCCUGACGGGCAGGAGUAUCAUGCCGACGCUGCGUUCGGUGGAGAUGGACCUACCAGGCCCCUGCCCUUGAUCUCGGGCAAAGUGUGGCCGAACCUUGGUGCGCAGGAGGUUCGACUGGUUUACGGUAAUAUGCCGAAACAGCAGCGACCGGAGCAAAAGGUUUGGAUGUAUCAGUAUCGGAAUGGCGCGGAAAAGGAGUGGAAUACUUUCUACAGUUUUGUGGAGUUUGAAUUCUUUCAGGAUGACUUUGAGGUGAUCAAUCGAUAUACUAGCUGGGAAGCGCGGGAAAGGGGUAAUUUUUGGAUUGUCAAGUUUCUGCGCAACGGGGAAACUGCCGGUCUUCCUGUUCUUGAUGGCGAAGCGCUCAAUGAGAGACCGGAAGAUGCCUACGUGGUGGGAAAAAUUAUGUUUGUUAAUGAUGUGGUGAAGAUUAAUUUUGGCGGCAGGACGAGGGUGAUUGAUGAGUUUAAAACGGAGGAAGAGCGGGUCAACGGGUUGAAGAAAUGGUUUGGUAUUUCUCGACUCGAUUAG
Molecule: messenger RNA, 828 nt
Organism: Penicillium cosmopolitanum
Lineage: Eukaryota; Fungi; Ascomycota; Eurotiomycetes; Eurotiales; Aspergillaceae
Exons: 2
Coding region: 1-828 (275 amino acids)
Molecular function (GO): acetyltransferase activity
Source: RefSeq, a predicted model, not a curated record